UUCCUUAAUUCAUAACCAAUCACAAUUAUCUGAUGCCUUCGUGUAAAAAAAAGCCUCAACAAUGGCCAAGUACAACAAGGUACAAAACGUUCAAUUUCUAAAAACAUGUUUAUUCCAUCAUUUUAGUUGAUGCGAAACUUUUAUUAUUUUGUAAUUUUUUUCUUCAACAAUGAUAUUAUUCAAUAGUAGCACGAAGAUAAAUUCAAUUCACUGAUACAAAUGUUAAAAAUGCACAAACUUAAAAUGAGUUGAUUAAAAAAAAUAGUGUGUGAUUACAUUAAACUGUAUGCGCUAAAGUUAAGAAACUUAGUGUGUGAAUACAUUAUUUUUUAAAAUAAUUGUGAGGCUGUCAUGUUAGCAUUUAUUUUUUUUAAUGAUUGUGAAGCUGUCAUGUGUCAAUUAGUUUGUGAACACAUUUAUUACAAAUGCUUAUCUUUUAAUAUAUAAAGAAUACAAAAAAUUUGAAAUCUUUAUUUUAUUAUAUCUAACUCCUUCAAUUCCUUUAAAAAGGUUGGCCAUGAUGUUGGUUCUUGGAUCAUUGAAAUCAUGUAUUUGCAAUUCUUUCAGAAAAUGAUGACAUAUUGAGUAUUGUAAGAUUAUUUCUAUACCCUAAGAAAGUGUUUCCAACUCCGUAUGUAGAUAUGACAAGGCCUCCUUUGAUUCCUUAUUUUCAAAAGUUGGUCAUAUUCUGAAGAAUCUUUCCAAACACAUUCACAUUCACUGAAUUGUGAUCAAGAGUCCCCAUCCACCAAACAAAUGUUCAUCAAGAUUAAGGUUUGAGUUGUCAUUGGAUUAUGUAUUGAUCACAUCUCUGCUAUGUCCUUUACAUUUGCUUACCACACUUGACAUUCGCCCUCCACCAGAGACGGACCCACGUUGACCAAUAGUGGGUCAGCUGCACCAGGUUAAAUAUAAGUUUUAGCUGUUUUGGUAUGUUGUCAAUAGGUUUUCAUAGUUCAUUCGGUUAACAAUCUCCUCUUCUGACCCACAUAACCCAGACUCGAUUCCAUGUUGCACUUGCUUUAUACCAAUUUUUUCUUAAAAUUAUUUUCGUUCUGGGCCAAAGCCCAAUCUUUGACACCCCUUAAAUUUAGGGUUGGGUCUGCCAUGCCCUCCACGUGGCUUACUAGCUCUAGAGGAUUUCUUGUGAUUCCUCUAAAUGAUUGUAUCGAGCUUUAUGUAGAUACUAGAUUACCCAUGAAUAAGGAUACAAUUCCAGUUAUUCAAUAUCCCAUUUCCGCCAUAACAGAUAGUCCAAGUUGGUGUAAACGCUAGAAAUCAGAAAAAAUAGAUGUGCAAGAAGGCUUAGAUGAUUAUGCCCAAGUUUCCAAAGCUGGGAGACACUCAAAAAUCACAUGAUUACAUAUUCAUGUAUACCCCCACACCGAGAACAAUUAUUAUCACAUCGCAUAUAACGACAUGUCAGAUUCUCCGUUACCGUUAAAUUUCAUGUUAUGAUCUACUAUAUAAGAUGACAUAUCUUCUUAGAAGCACUACUUUUUCAAGAAAAGUUUGAAUAGUGAUGCUAGGUUCAGUUACCAUGACCUCAGGUUUGUGGUUUAGAAUAUUCCUAUCCACCCAAUAUCCCGAUUUUACAAUAUAAUGACUACUCUUUGUAUAACUCCGACAAACCUUAUCAUCUUAAGUGGAUUGAUUGACUUACAGCCAAACUUCGGAUAAGUGGUAUAUCUUCCGGUAAAGCUAGACUCUCCAAGUUCUACAUCCCACUAUUUAGGCUCAUUAUGAAUAAAGUCACUCAUUUCUAGCCUUGGAUGAACAACUGAAUAUUGGUCCCAGGUAGCCUCGCAGGAAUUGAUGGAAUCCAUAGAUCUUCCCAUGCUCUAAUCUCAAAACCAAAAUGCACUUUCUGUCUGAUCCCUAGAGCCAAUAAUUGUCUAAUUGAUGAUAAACUUGUCUAUACAUAAGAAUAACAAUUGAUCUCAAUUAAAAUAUAAACUAUGUUAUUAUUUAAUAUAUAAUUAGGAUAUUUUUAUUUAUCCAAAUAUUAUAUUUUUUUUAUAAAUUAAGUGUUUGAAUGUUGAAAAUAAUUAAAAUAAGAUGGAGAACAAAAUUAAUAACUAAAUGAUUAUGUCAAGAAAUAUCAUUAGCCAAAAAAGAAGAAAACAUUCACUUGUCUAAAAAUCAUGGGUUCAAUUUUUUCCAGCAAAGAUUACUUGGUCAAUAUAACCUAUAUAACGUUAUACAAAAUUUUCUUUUCAAAAGACAAGUACAUUUUUUUUUAAAAUCAUAUGGUUGAUUGACCCCCAUCUCCUCAACCUGUCUCCGCCAGUGCACCUGCCAUGCCUCCUCCCCAUCAAGGCCCGCCUCUAUAAUGAUACUCUUUAAUAAUGCUGGUCACUACUUUCUUCUAUUUUUUUUUUCUCAUUUCUUCUAUUCAAGUGUUAUUAACUAUCAAAAUUUAGCUGCAUUCUAAAAAGAAUUGUCAACAAGCGCUAUAUAAUACUAUAAUAUAUAAAGUCAACUUUCUAUUUGCUUAUAAACGAGUACAAACUAGGGUUGACUAUUUGAGUUUUCAGAUGAGCAAACUAUAAACAUUUUUGGAGAAAGAGCUUUCAUUUAUGGCUGAGAUCUCUGAUACUACUCCACAAACACAAACUGUCACCUUCGACAUCGAAGACGGUGGAUCAGGAGGUGAUUCCCGAUCACCGGGUAUUUCCCUUCCCCUUGUAUCCGUAUCUUUCGUUCAAAAGUUGAUUGGCGAGUUCGUGGGGACAUUUUCUCUCAUAUUUGCUGGCUGCGCGGCUAUCGUGGUAAAUGAUACGUACGGUAAAGCGGUGACACUUCCUGGUAUAGCUUUGGUAUGGGGAUUAACCGUAAUGGUUAUGAUCUACUCAAUUGGUCAUGUCUCUGGUGCACAUUUCAACCCUGCUGUUUCCAUUGCAUUUGCCUCUUCUAGAAAGUUCCCGUUUAAACAGGUUCCGGGCUAUAUAGCCGCACAACUUCUCGGCUCAACUUUAGCUGCUGAGGCUCUACGACUUGUGUUCCAUCUGGACGACAACGUUUGUAGCCUCAAAGGCGAUAUUUAUGUGGGAACAUACCCGUCAAGUUCCAACACGGCGACGUUUGUAAUGGAGUUCAUCACUACUUUCAACUUGAUGUUCGUUAUCUCGGCUGUAGCUACUGAUAAACGAGCCAAUGGAUCAUUCGCAGGCAUUGCUAUUGGCGCAACAGUUGUACUCGACAUCCUGUUCUGCGGGCCAAUCUCCGGAGCAUCAAUGAACCCAGCAAGAAGCUUAGGGCCUGCACUUAUAUGGGGAUGCUAUAAGGAUUUAUGGUUGUACAUUGUUUCACCGGUUAUUGGAGCAUUAACAGGUGCAUGGACUUAUGAUAUGUUACGGUCUACAAAAAAAUCGUAUGGUGAGAUAAUACGUCCAAAUUGCAAUAAAAUUUCUUCGAGAGAUCGCCAAGAAGCAUCUCAAGACGAGAUUUGUGUUCUUCAAGUGGUCAACCAGGCUAACCGGAAAGAAUUCAUAUGUUCAUCGCCCACUGAUAUCAACGACAAAAGAAAUGUCACAUGCAAGUUGCCAUAAAAUAUCUAUGUACUAUUCACAACAUGAAUCUAUCGUGCUUUAUACUUUCCAAAUUUAGUUCACAGAUGCGCGUACAAAAACAAAGCUUUGUUGAAAAAAAGUUUCAAAGUCUGUUAAAUAUUUUCUAUGAUAUACAAAUGUUUAAAAUAAAAACUGUACUUUGUAAAGUAUUUAUUUCGAAAUUUAAAUGUAUCAAUAAAACAAUCUUGUUAAAUGUGUGUAUUGUUUUGACUUUUUUUAAGUUAAUAAUAUAUUUUGUGUUUUGACCUAGUAGCUUGAGUAUAUUCUUAACAUUAAGAAGGUGGUAUUGGAUUAAAGAAUUUAACUGUUUCUAAAAUAAUUCAACUAAAGAUAUAAAUAAUAAAUUUUAAAGAAUUUGAUAAAGAUUUUAAAUGCAUCUUUCUAAUUAUGUUGUUUUAUAUUUUAAAAGAAUUCGCAUAAAUGUAAUAGAAAUCAAUUCCUUUACACUUUAGGAACUAAUCAUUUUACAUGAAGGAAAAAUUGAAUAAAAAUUUGAUUAAUGAAAAAUAAAUGUUGAAGAAAUUCACAAGCACUAAUUAUGUGUUGUAUAUAUUUUGUUUAUGCUUGAUUAGCCAUUUAGACAAACUUUUAGAACAAUGUAAAAAUUAAAAAAAUAAUACUAAUUGAACUAUGUACCACUAUAUGAAUAUAUAGCCAUGUAGGGAUAACACAGUUUCAUAAAGAAACACAUAAAUUACGAUAAAUGAUAUAUUUUUUUCAUUUCAAAAUGAUAAUGCAUUUUAAAUUUAUAAUGAAAUUUUUAUUUUUAUUAUAAGGUUCUAACCUAUAUAUCUGAUAAAUAAAUAAAAAAAGAAUUAUCUUAAAAUUCCAUCCUAAAGACAAAUAAUUGUUUUUUUUUACAUUUUUGGUAAAUUUUCCUUUAAAUUCAUUUCAAAUAUAAUUACCACAAAAUCCACCAAAAUUAAAUAUUACAAGAGUUUAGUGGAAACUCCGACUCCUUCAAAUUCAACUUCUAAAUUCAAUACACCCACCUAACAUUAGUAGCCAGAAAAAAACUGAGUAUAUAUGACACUGAACUGUUUUACAAAUAUUAAGCCUUAGCUUACCGAGACAAAGCUCAAUAAUUAGUCUAUGUUAUUACUCAAAGCUAGUCUGACAAUAUUAGAAUAGUGAACCUCAUUUUAAAACGCUAAGAUUAAAAAUUAGAAAAACCAUUCCGAAUCGAGUUCGACAUCUAUAAACUGAUGUGAUCAGAUUUCCAUCACUAAAAUAAAUUGCAAAUACACAUGAGUACGCCUCAAUGUUUAAAGUUUGAAUCCAUUAAAACCAAUUUUAAUUUACGAUUAUGUGAGAAUAGAGUAGAAUCAAGUCGUAAAGAUGAUUUUGUUAUUUUCAAUUCGCAGGAAAUUAAAGGCAGAAAGUAAAUACGAUUAAAACUUAUGGAUUAAAAAGCAUUAGAAAUCGAGUAAUUUUCAUGAAAUACACAUAAUGAAACAACUGCUAAAUAUAGAAUGUAUUAAGUACCAUUUUUGAACUUAAACAACUUAAUUAGAUUAGCCUUCUCUUGAAAUACUAAACUCUAUCUAUGUAUUAGAAUGAUAAAGACUAACUUCUGUUGUAUUUCAGAUUCUAAACAUGCAAUAAAAUUAAGUUUGAUAAGUUCAAAAAAUUAUAAUAAUCAACUCAUGUUGGCUAAUUUUAUCUGGCUUAUCUUACAUGCGUUUAAACGUUAAUUUUAAACUAGAUUAUCACCCGUGCUUAAAACACACAGAAAUAUUUUUUUAACAAAAUUUAACUUACAAUAUCAAUAGAUUUUAAAUUUUUUUGAUAAGUAAUGUUUAAAUUUUUUUAUUUGAGUGUAUCUGAAAUUAAUAGAUAAUUAUAUUAUUUUAUAUCUCUCCUAUUAAAAUAUUACUUAUUUUUUAUUAUUAUUUCAACCCGUUUCAUUACGAACUAAUAAAUUAUUUCUAAUUUUCUUAUUAAAUUUGUGAUAUAUGCUCAUCUGAUAAAUUUUUAAUUAUAAACUUAUUUGAUGUUAAUUUAUUCAAUAACAUUUUAUAGAAUAAAACCAUUUGAUGUCAAUAUAAACCAUGCAUAAUAUUGCAUAUGUAAGAAUAAAUUAAGAAUAAGAAUCUAAUAUUUAUUAAGCUUAAAAGAAUUCAAUUUUUUAUUUAUGAAAAUACAAACAAAAUAAUUUAUUAACUUAAUUAAUUUCAUAUUAAAUGAUUUUUUUGUAGUAUCUAAACCUGCAAAAAUAGUUAUACCUAUUUUCAACUUUAUAUAAAUUAUCUGAGUGGUUUUAAAUCAAAUAAUUUAAAAGAAGACAAAUAAAAAGUUAUUAGAAAGGUAGUAUAUAAUAUUUAUAUUGUUUGGACACAAGAUUAGUUAUUAUGCUGUUUGGAAAUACAUUUAGUAGUAUAAUGUUAUUUUCCAUAAUUAGAAGAUUGAAUUUUAACUAUAUAACUAAGUGAUUCUCUCGUACUCAUGCACAGGUAUAUAUCUUUAUAAAGUUAAUAUAUUAUAAUUAAUUGAUAUUUAAUUUUGGCUUUAAAUCAAACUUUAAUUUAUAUGUAUAAUUGAUAUUGUUUUAAUCAUACAUAUGAUUUUAGAUAAGUUAUAUCUAGUCGGUUUGGUUAGUUUUUAGGUCAACAAUCGAUUUAUUUAUCUCUUGGGUAUAUUGAAUUGUGAAUUGCAGCCAUUUCUCUGAAUUCAACUAUAAUAUUUUAUUUUAAUAUAUUUAAUUGGUUAAUUUCUUAGAUAUGUAAAUAUAUUACUGUAAGAUUAUGUAGAACGUAAUAUAUAUUGUGUUUAGAAUUAAAUAAAAAAUAAACUGAAGUGUUUGAUUCAAAUUACAUAAAUGAAAAUAAUGACAAUAUUUUAAAGUCUCAUGCGUAUGUAUAAAACUAUAUUGUAACAAUUAGUUAAUACUUUAUUUUUAUUUAUUAAUAUGUUUUGAGUCAUCAUAUAAUUUAUAUAAAAUAAUUAGAUUCUUUUUAUAAAUAUUUAUUUUCUUAUUGUAGCUUGAUCUUUGAUUUUGGAUAUAAGUUGGAUUAGUCGAGUCAUUAAUGUUGUGAGUAUAUUGAGUUACAUAUAAAUUCUUUCAAAUUCAAACACAAGUAUAAUUAAGUCAAAUCAAAUUAGUUUUAUUUCUCGCAUAACUGUGCAUUUAUUUUCAUAAUAUUUAUCAAAAAUUUAUGUUGAUUUUUAAAAGAUAUUAGAAAAUAAAGAGAUAAUCAAUAGGAAAUUACAUACAUAACUAUAGCUGAUAAAAUUUGGUAAGUUCAUGAACGAAUAUCAAUAUUUACAAUAAUUAAAAUAUUUUAUAACUUCUAAACAAUUGUAUGCCUUAGAUUUAUUGAAAGGUAAACUGAAAUUAUUUUAAAUAAUCUUAAAAUUAGAAUUUAGAUUUGCUUGGAUAUUUUGAUUAUGGAUAUAUUAAGUUCAACAUACAUAAAGAAAACAUAAAAUUAAAAAGAAAAAAAUAUUAGGAAAAAAUAUUUUUUAAUAAUGAUAAAGUAUAAUAUAUAUCUCAAUUAAAGUAUGUGGGAACCGAAAUUCACACCGUCGAUUUCUGUAAUCGGAGGAAAGUCAGGAAACCCUAACUUUCCCUGAGGUCCUGGAUUCUCUGCGAGAGCCAACGACAAGUGACCAAAUAAAUGCGAACAAUAUGAAAAGAUAACAAAACAAAUUUAUAGAAAAGGUAGAUCUUAUUUCGAAUCCGAGUAAGAGCGUUGCGAUCAUUACAAGAGAUUAUAAAAGUUUCGGCCGCAAGAGCUGUCAGCGAAUUACCUAGUUCUAGCAACC
Molecule: messenger RNA, 7337 nt
Organism: Brassica rapa (field mustard)
Lineage: Eukaryota; Viridiplantae; Streptophyta; Magnoliopsida; Brassicales; Brassicaceae
Product: aquaporin NIP3-1
Biological process (GO): transmembrane transport
Cellular component (GO): membrane
Molecular function (GO): channel activity
Source: RefSeq, a predicted model, not a curated record